AUGCAACUUAAAUUUGGUUCAUAUCCAGUUUUGGUUGCUUCAUCACCUGAAAUGGCCGAACAGUUCCUUAAAGUACAUGACACCGUCUUUGCCUCUCGGCCUGCACUUGCUGCUGGUAAAUACACCAGUUAUAAUUACUCGAACAUGACUUGGGCGCCAUUUCACGAAUAUGUUCUUGAUGAUCACUUGGCUAAAAGGGAUGCAAAUGGCAAGGAUUUUGUCCCUAAAGAUAUUGUAGAUGUUUUAUUGAAGCUCUCUGAGGAUCCUAAUCUUGAGGACCUGCUAGCAGGUGGCACAGACACCUCGGCGGCAAUAGUUGAAUGGACAUUUCACGAAAUUAUUAAAAUACCACACAUAAUUGAGAAGGCAAUAGAAGAGCUUGACAGAGUUAUUGGAAGAGAGAGAUGGGUGGAAGAAAAUGACUUUUCUAAAUUACCUUACAUGGAAGCUAUAAUCAAAGAAACGUUAAGAUUACAUCCAGUGGGUCCACUGCUAGUCCCACAUUUCACCAUUGAAGACUGCAAUGUAUCAGUUUUGGUUGCUUCAUCACCUGAAAUGGCCGAACAGUUCCUUAAAGUACAUGACACCGUCUUUGCCUCUCGACCUGCACUUGCUGCUGGAAAGCUGAUUUUGCUCAGAGAACAAUUAUCUCGUUAUAGUCUCUCGAUUAUAACCCGGAUGGUAUUAAGCAACAAAUACUUCAGUGAAUCAAAAUGUGAUGAUCAGGGUUCCAUUAUAACCCUAGAUGAACUUCAAGGGUUGUUAGACUAA
Messenger RNA from Fraxinus pennsylvanica, 771 nucleotides. The record is from the annotation of a GenBank genome assembly. Lineage: Eukaryota; Viridiplantae; Streptophyta; Magnoliopsida; Lamiales; Oleaceae.